CCUCGCAGCGCACCGCUAGAAUCCAAAACCCCCAUCGCAAAGGGUAGAGAGAGAGAGGAGGGAGCGAAGAGAGAGAGGAGGGAGCGAAGAGAGAGAGGGAGAUCCAUCCAUGGAUUCCGCCGCCGUCGUCAAGGUUGUCCCGCAGGCCGGCCUCGUCAAGGAACUCCCCGCCGCGCCGUCCGUCGUCGUCCCGCAGGUCGGCAUCGUCGAGGAGCUCCCUCCCGCGCCUUCCGUCGCCGUCAAUGGUGUCCCGCAGGUCGGCAUCGUCGAGGAGCUCCCUCCCGCGCCUUCCGUCGCCGUCAAUGGUGUCCCGCAAUCCGUCCUCGUCAAGGAGCUCCCCGCCGCACCGUCCGUCGCCGUCAGUGGUGCCCCGCAGGCCGUCCUCGUCAAGGAACUCCCCGCGGUCGACGCGUCGUCCGUGCUCGGGAAGUCCGUCGUCUCCGCCCGCUCCCCCAACACCACCGAGGAGCCCAGUGGCGAGGACACCGCCUUCGACCACCGCCGCGCGCUCGACCUCUCCGUCCCCAAGCACUUCUCCCCAGGCGCGCGGGACCUGUUCGGCGAGCCGAUGAAGCUGACCCAGCUGCUGUCGCUGAUGGAGAACGGCGCUGCGGCGUCCGGGACCGGCUUCUCCGGGCGCGGGUGGUGGGUGUCGAAGGAGGACAACGACGCGCUGCAGCUGAAGGUGGCGAUGCCGGGGCUGGGGAAGGAGCACGUGAAGGUGUUGGCGGAGAAGAACAUCCUGGUGAUCAAGGGCGAGGGCAACAAGGACCCCGAGGACGGCGACAACAAGGGCCCGGCGAAGUACAGCCGCCGCUUCCAGCUCCCCGCAGAGGCCUUCAAGAUGGACCAGAUCAAGGCGGAGAUGAACAACGGCGUGCUCAAGGUGACCGUUCCCAAGAUCAAGGACGAGGAGCGCAAGGACGUGUUCCAGAUCAAGGUCGAGUAGGGGUGGGGAUCGAAUCGGUCCGUCCAGGUCUCGUAGUUGCAGUCCCUAUCGUAGUUGCAGUGCACUAGUAGUAGUUUACUGGAGUAAUCUUUGCUGAUGGAGAGAGAGGUUGCGAACAAGAGGGAGACGUUUCUUUUUGGUGGUGGUGUUGUCUCGUGCCUGAUGUCUGAAGCGACCUGUUUACCUUUCUGUUCGUCCUGCAGAGUUUAGUUUCUUGGAUGGUGAUGGUCACUGAUGACCUUGUUAUGAACAUCUUAUGGUAAUGGUAUCAGAAGUUACUGAUUGGCAUCUA
Molecule: messenger RNA, 1241 nt
Organism: Setaria italica (foxtail millet)
Lineage: Eukaryota; Viridiplantae; Streptophyta; Magnoliopsida; Poales; Poaceae
Product: 26.2 kDa heat shock protein, mitochondrial
Exons: 2
Coding region: 110-949 (279 amino acids)
Source: RefSeq, a predicted model, not a curated record